Cyprinus carpio (common carp) is the source of this 2188-nucleotide messenger RNA. It is a transcript of the gene aadat, whose product is annotated as aminoadipate aminotransferase. Gene Ontology annotation, biological process: biosynthetic process. The record is from RefSeq and is a predicted model, not a curated record. Gene Ontology annotation, molecular function: pyridoxal phosphate binding; L-kynurenine:2-oxoglutarate transaminase activity. Lineage: Eukaryota; Metazoa; Chordata; Actinopteri; Cypriniformes; Cyprinidae.
UGUUGGUUUCGAUUGCUUCUAUAAAGAACGAUUAGUGAAUAUAGUUCAAUGUCGGAUUCGGUUUCCGCUUUCCAAAGAAAGAAAACUACACGACCCAGAAAGCAUUGCGGCAGACGAUCAGCGGUACGGGAAGUUACGGAAGCAUGAAUUACGCUCGCUUUCUGACAGCUGUGAGCGCGGCGAGAAGGCCGUCACCCAUUCGCAUACUGACGGAGCUUCAGCAGCGAUCUCCCCCGUCUCUGAUCUCUAUGGCCGGAGGAGCUCCCAAUCCCAACACCUUCCCUUUCCUGUCGGCCAGCAUUAAAGUGAGCGGAGGCGAAGUGCUGGUGCUGGACGAGCCGCUGAUGAAGAGAGCGCUGCAGUACUCCGGCUCAUACGGUAUUCCUGAGCUGCUCUCGUGGAUGAAGGAUCUUCAGAAAAGCCUCCACAAUCCUCCCCCCGCCAGCUACAGUCCAGAGAGAGGACAGAUGGAGAUGUGUGUCACCACCGGCAGUCAGGAGGGGCUCUGCAAAAUCUUUGAGAUGCUGGUCAGUUCUGGAGACAACGUCCUCCUCGACGCUCCCACGUACUCAGGAACGCUGGCGGCCCUGCAGCCGCUGGGCUGUAACCUCAUUAACGUGGCGAGCGAUCAUCACGGCAUGAUCCCUGCAGACCUGGGGAAGAUUCUGGGGCGGUGGGACCCCGCAGACGCACAGAAACCAGGAAGCAGCGUCCCGAGAGUCCUGUACACCAUCCCGAACGGAGGCAAUCCCACCGGAGCGUCCAUGACCUAUGAGAGGAAACAAGAAGUCUAUGAGCUUGCCAGAAAAUAUGAUUUUCUUAUCAUUGAAGAUGACCCAUACUAUUUCCUGCAAUUCCAAAAACCGUGGGCUCCAACUUUUCUGUCCAUGGACGUAGACGGCCGCGUCCUACGAAUGGAUUCCUUCUCUAAGAUCCUGUCGUCGGGCUUACGGAUAGGUUUCGUCACUGGACCGAAGCCGCUGGUGGACCGAGUGGUGCUGCACAUCCAGGCCUCCACGAUGCACACCAGCACCUUCACACAGCUCAUGGUCUCUCAGCUGCUUCAUAACUGGGGUCCAGGUGGUUUUCUCAAGCACAUUGACGGGGUGAUUGACUUUUACAGAUCUCAGAGGAACACCAUGCUCUCCUCAGCAGACAAAUGGCUCAAAGAUGUAGCUGAAUGGCAUCCUCCCAUGGCCGGCAUGUUCCUGUGGAUUAAACUCAAGGGCAUUAAAGACACACAGCAGCUGAUAAUGGAGAAAGCGUUAGAGAAAGAGGUUCUCCUGGUUCCUGGAGGAGUUUUCAACAUCAACAGCUCAGAUCCGUGUCCGUAUGUUAGAGCCGCGUUUUCUCUCUCCACACCUCAACAGAUCGAUGAGGCUUUUAGGAGACUCGCUGAUCUCAUCAAGGAAGCCAUGUGAGCAGCUGAUUCCCAGGAAGAGAAAUCAAGGAAUUAAGGGUCGACACGACAAACCCAUUUUUCCACCUUUCAGAUAGUACGGAUGAACAAAUUUGAAACUGUUUAAUGACACUGUUCUUUAUUUAGGGCGUAUUAAGGGAAUGAAUUGAUUAUUGACGUUUGUUUACGAUGUAAUUGUAGCCCCUGUGUACAGGGAGAUGUUUUGUGUGAUUUUAAAACUGGUUUAAUGUGCAAAAUGUUUAACCAUAAGAAGGUCAGGGUCAGGUGAAUGUAUUUUACUGCAAUAGUCCGUUACUUUUUAAUCUUCAUGGUGAAUUGUGAAGGUUAAAGCUGUUGAUUUCUGAGUCUUUCUUAAUAUGACUAGUUAGCUGCUAGUAACUCGAGCUGUUCUGAACACAAAUGAGUAGUAAAUGUAUUGAUAUGUUGCAUGUAGAAGCUUUUAAAAUGCCAUUAGACUAAUGGACUCUGAUGACACAUUUCUGCAAUAACUCAACUCUGAUUUUUCAUAUUCUGAAAGGUUGUGGGGAUGCAACAGUUGAUUUUUUUAUUUUUCUCGCACUGUUUGAGCAAAUGGUAAUGAAACCUUGUAUUUGCAAUGGUCUCCCAUAUACACCAGAAGUUUACCCUGCAAUAGUUUACUUCUGCUAAUCGGAAAUGUGACACUUAUUAACCCAUAUUUUUGAAUGAAGUCCAUUUGACUUGUGUGUCAUUGUGCAUGCUGGUCCUUUUGGACACAGAAUGGUUCAAUAAAACAAUAAAUAAGCUCCA